UUCUCAUCUAUACCCCCGCACCACCAAUCCAAAUCCCACAGGGUUGGUAGAUGGAGGCACUAGUGGAAGUGUGUGAACCCGCAGAGGUUCGAAUUGAGUUCGCACUGAACUGCAAAUGUCGAGCCACGGUUCGGAUUCGGUCUCUAACCCAAACCACACCAGUUGCCUUCAAGAUCCAAACCUCAUCACCAAACAAAUUCCUAGUCAACCCGCCCAGUGGACUCAUUCAACCUCUAUCCUCCGCCACCUUCCAAGUCAUUCUAAAGCCACAGUCCCACCUCCCUCACUCCUACCCUCGCUCCCCCUCGGAUCGUUUCCUAGUCAAAACAGCCGAGUUCUGUGCUAACUCGUCCUGCUCAACUCACCCCGAGUCAAUCAACUCGUGGUUCGCCUCGCGCCCCUACGGGUUCAAGACUCUGGACAUCAAACUGAAGGUGGCAUUCGUUGGCCCCAUCCUCCUCAACGACGCCGUCACGCGCGGAGAUUUAGACGCGGUUAGGAACUUGAUUAAACGACAGCGUUCCAUGCUCGCCGAGUUGUCACCCACCCAAGCCGAGACGCUCCUCGGAGCCGCCACCAAGCUGCUCAACCCGGACGACAUGGUUCACCUCCUCCUCGAAGCCGGCUUGAGAAUAAUCCCCAAUCCCAAUAAUGCCCCUGAUCAAGUACACGUGGCAGAUACAAAUACAAACAUAAAUGAGGGAGAAGAAAUAUUUGAGGCUUCGAGGAACGGACACGUGGCGGAAGUGGAAUCGCUGUUACGGAGAUGUGGUGGGAGUGUGAAGUACCGUGACCAGUAUGGUCUGACGGCGGUUCACGCGGCGGCUUUUAAAGGGCACAAGGAUGUGUUGAUGGUGCUUAGUGAAUUAUCGGAUUUGGAUUUGGAAUGUGAAGACCGGGAAGGUCACGUGCCGCUUCACAUGGCUGUGGAGAGUGGCGAUGUAGGGACCGUGAAAGUGUUGGUUGAGAAGGGAGUGAACCUUAAUGCUGUGAAUAAGAGGGGUGCUACCCCUUUGUACAUGGCUAAAAUUUGGGGGUAUGAUGAUAUAUGUCAAUUGCUUGUUAGCAGGGGUGCCUUGUAUUCUCUAACUUCGACUUCGGGUUGAAAAUGUAUCUGUAAUGAAAUCUUAGAUUGUUUAACAAGUUCAGCAUAAUGAUGCUGCCCAAUGUUGUUACUUGUUAUUGGGACUUGGGAGUUUCACAUGAAUAAGUUUCUACUUAAAUUACUAUUUGAUAGAGGUAGUAAAAAUGUGUAAGGGUCUUCUUAAA
Molecule: messenger RNA, 1269 nt
Organism: Glycine soja
Lineage: Eukaryota; Viridiplantae; Streptophyta; Magnoliopsida; Fabales; Fabaceae
Product: serine/threonine-protein phosphatase 6 regulatory ankyrin repeat subunit B-like
Exons: 2
Coding region: 51-1106 (351 amino acids)
Cellular component (GO): nucleus; cytoplasm
Molecular function (GO): protein binding
Source: RefSeq, a predicted model, not a curated record